AUGCAGGAGCUUGUGAAUCUGAGAAACGAACUCACAAGGCAACGCGAAGAGAAUGAUCGGCUAAGGGCCGAGCAAAGCACAGCACUUGAGCGAGUGCGGCAAGAGAGUGCAGCUCAAGUUGCGGAAGUGCGAGCACAGGCGCAUACGGCAGUGCAGCAGGCGACGGCUCAGAUGGGCACGAUGCCACAGUUGGUGAGCGACAUGGUCAAGUCGAACAAGGAACUGGUUGAGGCCAUGGCAAAGAAAGGAGGACCAAACGAGAAGCUCUGUUUGGUCGACACAAAGGGCCUGGGAAAGCCGACGACCUUCUCAGGUGAGAGUGAACAGUUCCUACCAUGGAGGCAUCGAAUGUCGAGCUACGUUUGUUCGAUCCACCAUGAUCUGCAAGAAGUUCUAGAGUGGCUCGAAGAGAGGGAGAAGCCAUUCUCCUCGGAGGAGUUGGACACAGCCUUUGGAGAAAAGGCGUUGGAGGCGGAUCGAGUUCCCAGACUGCAAGAAAAGUCGAGGGAGCUCGCGAACGCGCUCCAAAUGGUUACCUCGAAGGAACCAUUUACGAUCGUGUGCAAUUGCCAGAACAACGGGUUCGAGGCAUGGAGACGCCUUGCGAGGCGAUACGAUCCUGCGACUGCAAGCAGGAAGCGCACGAUGUUGAGAGCGAUUAUAUCGCCCCAGAAGCAGAAGCUGGAGAAUCUCCCUCAGGCCAUCGAAGAAUGGGCCGACGCUGUGCGCACUUACGAGAAGCGCAAGGACAGCACAGGGCGACGAACGACCCUGGCUGAUGAGAUAAAGAUGGCAGCACUGGAGGCAAUGUUGCCACAGGAGCUGGAGUCUCACAUCCAGUUGAACCAGAGCCGGUUCUCCACGUACGACGACGUGCUCGACGAGGUGACUCGCUUCAUCGAGUACAAGACAGGAAAGAGUCUGAAGGUGAUUUCUGCAGCCGCAGCCAGUGCGGCGAGCAAGGAUGAUCCUAUGGACCUGUCGUAUGUGGAGAAAGGCAAAGGAAAAGGAGCAAGCAAGGCAAAGGUUCGCAGCAGCAACGGGGCUCACCCAAAGGUCCAGGGCAACAAGGAGGAAAACCAAGCAGCAAAGGAGGAAGAGGGAGCCCCAAAGGAGGAAAGGACAAAGGAAAAGGUAAGAAAGGAAAAGGCAAAAAAGGGAAAAGGCAAGAAAGGUGGUAAGAACAAGAAACACGUAGGAAACAUAGAAGAAGGAGGAGAGAACACAGGAGAAGGAAACCAGGACGAGAACUGGCAGGAAGGAGAAGAGGAUGAAGGCUGGGAAGACGGAGACUGGGGAGAAACCUGGGAGGACGGUUGGGAGGAAGCAGAAACAAACAACCUCUACGUGGGAGCGUUAGAAAGAGAGAGCCCGAAGAGAGAGAAAGAGAAGAAGGAGAAAGAGUCGAAGCCAGACCCCGGCAGUCGUGGCUCAAGUAGGGAAGAGGGCUCCGGCCCGACCGUGCUUGGGGCCAUGGCGCCAAAGAACCCGAAAAGGAAGGUUCCUCCAAAGGAGGAAAAAGACGAGGAUGAAAAGGAGCUGGAAGCUCUGGAAGAGCAAAUGGACAGAGCAAGGGGUCAGUUCCAAGACCUGAAGGAAGAGACGUUCCCGCGGCGAGGACCUCCGGAGAGAGUGCGCGAGCCAAAGGCCGGAAAGAAAGAGGAGAAGAAGGAGGUGAGGUCUAAGGCUUUGGACACGGCACCCUGGAAGCGCGUUUCGCGCUACCGGGAGCCACCAGUGCCUGAGCCCAAGACCCCUCCAAAGGCGAAGCAAGAAAGGCCGAGAACACCGCCGAAGUCACCACCGCCUUCUAGGACCAAAAGUCCGCUUCUCAAGCCGAAGGUAGAGCCAAAGAGAACAGAGCCAAAGUCACCACCUUCGAAGCCAAAGGUAGAGCCGAAGAGAACAGAACCAAAGUCACCACCUUCGAAGCCUCCACCUAGAAGUGAAGAAGUGCAGCCAAGAAGCGAAGAGGUGGAGAGACAACUUGCUACCACAGCGCCGAAGUGGGGAGCCUCAAGGAGCCAAAGACCUGUGGCGAAGGCAAAGCCAAAGCUUCUAAGGAGUCCGGCGUCUUGGGCAGGAAUGCGCUUCAGGGAACGUGUGGCCCACCAAGAUGCCAUACGAGACAAGAAGCCCAGAGGCACCGUCGGGGAGUCCUUACUGAAGAAGCAAGGCGAGGCCUGCUCCACCUGCGUGUCGAGGCGACUAAAGUUCAGGAGCAAAGCGUCCCUUCUGCUGAAGAAGAGGAUGAAAGAGUACAAGGCAGCAGCUGCAAAAGCAGCGGGCUCCCACUACGCCAGGAAAGUUUUCGAAAGAGAAAAGCUUGUGAGGGCCGACAGGCCCAGCAAGGCUGAACUGAGGAGCGCAAAGGACGAAAGCGACUUCGAGGAUGACCCUCCAAGCGAGGGGCCCGAGGAACCCAAGAAGGAAGAAAAGAAGAAGCCACCAAAGCAGGAAGAAGGAACCGAAGGAGCAACCGCGAUCACGGCAAGCACCUCGAGCAGCAUGCAGAGGAUGCUGGCGUCGGGUCUUAUGGAGACCAACCGUGCGAACCUCGCGGUCUUGGACCAGAGGAUCGCGACAAAGAGAGAGAAGCUCGAGGGACGCGGCAGUGACCCAGAGCUGGAAGCCGAGAUCGCGAGCCUGGAAGACGAGCGGAAGCGCCUGAAAGAGGAGCGUGAGCGCCUCAGGGCGCAGCAAGCGGGCGUGAAGAAAAAGGAACCCGAACACCGCAGAGACCAGUCGGUGCACGACGUGCGCUACAAACGCCAAGUGGAAAAGGGAGACAGCCACUGGAAGGCUUGGCGUGCGGAAAAGGGACGAAGGAGAGCGCAAGAGCACAGACGCAGCGGUGUGGGCGAAAGAGCAAAGGAGAGGAUCGAGGCCGACAAGAAGUGGCACGCCCGGCACGACGUGAAAGUGAAAAAGGGCGACUUCCGCGAUAACCAGAAGGAAGAGGUCGACGGCAUCGACACGGAGGUUAUCCACAGCGAUGGGACGGAGGCCAAGCCCGAGCGGCGAAAGGACUACCGCCCUCUCACGAAAGCCGAAAGGACGAGCCACCGCGUGGAUGCCGACGACGAGGAGGAGCUCUACCGGAAGGAGCUCGAAAAGCAGGAAAGGCCGAAGGCGACCGGGCGCUACUCGGCGGACCCGUCGAUUGCGGCCGAGCAGAAGAAGAAGAGGAACCAAAAGAGAAACCAAAGGCGCAACAAGCUGAAGAGGAAGCUUGGAGGAGAAGACCCGGAGGACCCGGGCGAAGGAGGCGUGCGCCAAUCGGUGCACAGCUUCGAGACCGUGGAUGCUGCCAGCCUGGGCGCUUCGCCAGGCGUGGCUAGCGUCGAGGUCAACUUUGACACGGGAGCGGCCGUGACCGUUCUGCCUGAGAAGUACGUGACGCAGCCAAAGGACAACGGCGUCCGCUACAAGACGGCGUCAGGUGAGGCGCUGAAAGACCAAGGAAAAGCCGAGGUCACCGGCACUUUGUCGGGAGGCCGUGGGGCCACGAUCACCGGCCGAGGCGCCGGGGUCCACCGCAUACUCCUGUCAGGAGCACAGGCGUGCAAGACGCAUUUUGCGUUUCUGCACGGAACAGGAGGCUUGCUGGUCCCAAAAGGAACUGCUUUCGCUAAGGAGGCCGACGAGGCGUUGCGCCAGUUGGCUUGGAAGCACAAGGGUGUCGGAGCCAAGAUGCAAGUGAAGAACCGCAUCUACGUGUUUCCUCUGCAAGACGAGAAGAAAGGAGCUGAGAUGGUUGAGGAAGCGGCAAAAAGGAAAGCCGCCGGAAAGGCAACGCUCAAGGAAAAAGGAGGCACUGAAGACGACCGCUUUGCCGAGGAGCCGGAGGAAGACGACGUGAUGCCGCACCUGGUGGUUCGGUGCGACAAAACGCAGCGCACUUGGGCAACUUCGUUGCCCGAGAAAGGCACGCAUGCGUACAACGUCACGUGGUUGGCCAGCGUGAUACGCGAGGCCGGAUGGAAGAGGAUGUGCUUAUUCUCAGAUAAUGAACACGCCCUCCGUGCGCUCAAACUCAAGGCCUCCGAAGAAGUCCAAAAUGUAGUGUUCGACUUGAGAGAGAGUCCUACAAGUACGGAACACGAGAAUGCGCCAUCGAACGGCAUAGCCGAGGCCGCAGUGAGAGAGGUGAAGCGAAUGGUCCGAGCUAUCCUGUCGGAGCUGGAGACAAAGCUUAAGAUCGAGGUGGGCGUGGACCACCCAAUUCUCGCCUGGAUCGCAAGGCAUGCAGCGUUCUUGAUGACACGUUUUCGCAUUGGCGAAGACGGGAAGUCAGCUUACGAAAGGACGCUGGGCCGACCGUGGAGGCGACCUACCAUUGUCUUUGGCGAACAGGUGAUGUUCAAGCCAGUUGGUUCGAAACACAAGCGAGGAAGCCUAGAUGCAAGAGUUUGCAUGGGACGUUACGUCGGAACUGCGUCGAGGAACGCAGACUUGCUGAUCAUGACGUCCGAGGGUAUAUCCCGGGGCCACUCCUUGCACAGGAGGCCCGAGGAUGAGAAAUGGCCUGUUGAAGGUUUCGAAGUGCUACGCGGAUUGCCUUGGAGGAUGUCCGGUCCACAAGAGCGAGCGUCGCCCAACCGAGUCGGUAUGCCCGCUCUCGAAGGCGAACAACCCGCGCCACAACACCGAGACUUCAAGGCACGCAACCUGUGCGUCAUGAAGUCCGACAUUGAGCUGUACGGCUACACGCCUCAGUGUCCGGGAUGCGAUGCGCAGCUGAUGGGUCUCCCGCAGCGAGCGCGCAAUGACGAGUGCAGGAUGAGAGUGCAGAGAAGACUGCAAGAAACCGACGAGGGAAAAGAAAGAGUGAAAAGGGCCCAAGAGCGAGUUGAAAAGGACUACGGAAAGCGGGUCAAAAGAGACCAACCCGCGCUGGAAGGAAGACCUGCCCCCGACGCAAUGGAUGUUGCAGCAGAGGAAGCGGCAGGCGCACCUUUGUCCAGACCAAUGGAGGUCGAGGACCGCGCCGAGCCGAAACAGCGGAAGCGCGCCGUCGAGGACCUUUACCGGGAAGAGCCCAGCACGAGGGCUACCGAUGGUCCAGAUGUCGAGGUCAUUGGAGUACACGUGCAAGGGGGAGCAAGUGGCUCUGCAGGACCCGGCCUGGACCACUCACACCAACAAGCACGAGCAGAUGCAGAAAUGUACGACACAGCAACGGCGAAUCCGCCGCCAGCCAACGAGGAAGUGCGAAUGAACCUGAUUACGCGGAUGUUCGAACAAAAGGGGCUCAAGUGCAGCCCGACCGAAGCGAAGGCCAUAAACUCUAUGGUUCUACAGUUGGGAGGUAAUGGCAAUUCAGCUGUGCCCUGGAGCAUGGUGAAUGAAGGCAUUAUCUUGCCAAUGGACCAAGAGCCGCCGAUGUUCGCUCAGGCCGAGCAUUUGCGUUUCUUCGAAAAGCUGGAACAAGUGAAGCCAAAGCUUCUGGUGGGCAAGCUGCCCACUGGACCCUUCCAGUCAGUACAACGUGCUUUCGACAUGACCAACAAGAUUGGAGUCGAGACCAAACGCGGAAAUUUGAGGAAGGCCCGAUCUCAACUGGGGCUUUGCUUUGAGGCCUUCGAGGCACAGAAGGAAGCCGGAAACUACUUCCUCUAUGAGUGCCCAAGGGGAACUAAGUCCUGGGAGCAUGAACUUGCUCAAAGGAUGGGUUCGUACUUGGUUGAAGGCCCAAUGUGCAAGUGGAAAGUUGACGAAAGUGGAAAAAUGAUUGCAGGCCAAUCCGGCAAGAAGCGAACCCGCUGGAUUACUAAUUCGGCGACGGUUGCAACAGCGCUGGAAAAGCUAUGCAAGGGCAAUGCGAAGGUAUGGAACCGAACGCUAAGCUUCAAGGAGGGGAUCGUGACGGCCAAGGCCGAGUAUCCUCCGAAGCUUGAAAGAGCACUACUGGCAGGAGUGCGAGCACAACUGGUUCUGGAUGGAGAAAUGAAGGAGGUGGGCCAUGUGGGUGGACCUGACCCACACGAGGAGCCACCGCUCGAAGAGUAUCUCCAUGACACCUUACCCAAGGCAGGGCAGCUUCACGUAAGCGAGCCCGUCAUAGACGCAAACACAGGGGCACAACUUGAUGCCAGAAAGGUUGCGGAAGCAAGAGCGUCAGAACUUGCUUGGGUGAAAAAGCAAGGUGUGUACGAGAAAGUCGAAGAGAGCGUGUGUUGGGACGAAACAGGUCGUCCGCCCAUAACCUUGAAGUGGGUAGACCGCAACAAAGGGGAUGAUGUUCGGGAAAACUACCGCAGUCGUUUGGUAGUCCGCGAGGUCAAGUCACAGGGACAAGCGGCGUUGAUACCAGACUACGCGCUGUUUUCCUCAAUGCCACCUCUGGAAGGAUUGAAGAUCCUAUGCAGUCUGCUGACGACACUCAAGAGGUCAAAGGGCGGAAAGAAGCUCACGCUGAAGCUGACAGACAUAUCACGUGCACACUUCUAUGGAAAAGCAGAACGACGUGUGUUUGUCACACUUCCCGAGGGAGAUGAAGCUCCCGGCUUUUGUGGUCUGUUGAAACGGACCAUGUAUGGCACCCGUGAUGCCUCAGCUGUAUGGCAGAGAUCGUACACAAGCCUGUUACGCAAGCACGGGUUUGUCGUGGGAAAAGCAUAUCCGUGUACCUUUUAUCAUGCCGAAGCCGACGUGAGAUUAUUGGUGCAUGGGGAUGAUUUCCUAGUCUUGGCAGACGAAGAUGGACAUCGCUUUGUAGACAAAGUACUGUCUGAAGAGUACGAGUUCAAGUGUGAUGGCCACAUAGGACCUGAGUGUGAAAAGGAUAGCAUGACUGUCCUGAACCGGGUCGUGAGCUAUGACAGCCAGACAGGAACUGUUACGUACGAAGCGGAUCCAAGGCACGCGGAAGCCCUAGUGCGCGACCUUGGACUGGAGUCUGCGAAGGCGGCCAAAACGCCAGCAGAAAAGAAAAAGGGAAGUGACCUGAAAGCGAUGCUUGAAGCACAGCCGUUGAAUGCCGAACUUCAGAAAGCAUAUCGGUCUCAUACGAUGAGGGCAGCGUUCCUUGCGCAG
This is a messenger RNA of Symbiodinium natans, 7038 nucleotides long. NCBI's taxonomy places the organism in Eukaryota, Dinophyceae, Suessiales, Symbiodiniaceae. The record is from the annotation of a GenBank genome assembly.